This is a messenger RNA of Rhinopithecus roxellana (golden snub-nosed monkey), 2907 nucleotides long. RefSeq names its product proteasome activator subunit 3 interacting protein 1 (gene PSME3IP1). Gene Ontology annotation, cellular component: nucleus. The transcript is spliced from 7 exons. The record is from RefSeq and is a predicted model, not a curated record. NCBI's taxonomy places the organism in Eukaryota, Metazoa, Chordata, Mammalia, Primates, Cercopithecidae. Bases 318 to 1082 code for a protein of 254 amino acids.
CUCGUGAUCCGCCUGUCUCGGCCUCCCAAAGUGCUGGGAUUACAGGCUUGAGCCACUGCGUCCGGCCACGAAGUUCAAAUCUUAAAUGGCACAGACAAGGGGUUUACAAGGAGGAAGGUCAGGAGAAUGACAAUGAAGAGUCAGAUUAGUAUUCAGGAAAGUACAUGGAACUGAAGUUGGAGUUGGGAGAUCUGUUCUUCCAGUCUCACUUUCUCCAUUCAUGGUUUGUACAGACUGGACUUGAUCACUAAAUCUUCGGUAGCUGAGAUUCUCCAUCUUCAUCUACUUGGAGGCAAGAGCAGAUUGGUUGUUUCAUUAUGGAUGGAGGGGAUGAUGGUAACCUUGUUAUCAAAAAGAGGUUUGUGUCUGAGGCAGAACUAGAUGAACGGCGCAAAAGGAGGCAAGAAGAAUGGGAGAAAGUUCGGAAACCUGAAGAUCCAGAAGAAUGUCCAGAGGAGGUUUAUGACCCUCGCUCUCUAUAUGAAAGACUACAGGAACAGAAGGACAGGAAGCAGCAGGAGUAUGAGGAACAGUUCAAAUUCAAAAAUAUGGUAAGAGGCUUAGAUGAAGAUGAGACCAACUUCCUUGAUGAGGUUUCUCGACAGCAGGAACUAAUAGAAAAACAACGAAGAGAAGAAGAACUGAAAGAACUGAAGGAAUACAGAAAUAACCUCAAGAAGGUUGGAAUUUCUCAAGAGAACAAGAAGGAAGUGGAAAAGAAACUGACUGUGAAGCCCAUGGAAACCAAGAACAAGUUCUCCCAGGCAAAGCUGUUGGCAGGAGCUGUGAAGCAUAAGAGCUCAGAGAGUGGCCACAGUGUGAAAAGACUGAAACCGGACCCUGAGCCAGAUGACAAGAAUCAAGAGCCCUCAUCCUGCAAGUCUCUCGGAAACACUUCCCUGAGUGGCCCCUCCAUCCACUGCCCCUCUGCUGCAGUCUGUAUCGGCAUCCUCCCGGGCCUGGGCGCCUACUCUGGGAGCAGCGACUCCGAGUCCAGCUCAGACAGCGAAGGCACCAUCAAUGCCACCGGAAAGAUUGUCUCCUCCAUCUUCCGAACCAACACUUUCCUCGAGGCCCCCUAGUUUCUCUGUCCUUACACAGGGAGCUCCUCCCCAAGGGUAGAUUGGACCGUUCAUGCUGCCUUCGGGCAUUACAUCCCUCAAAAAAAAAAAACUCCUUUGCCUGCAUCCUGUGCACAACAUGACAUUUUUAACCAAUCCAAUUUAAAAAUGUGCCAGAAUCCACCUGUGGCCCGAAUCGUGUUUGGUUUCUCUUUCUACUGCAGUGCACAUGAGCAAACCUGUCCCGCUGCCACUUUCCUCACUGAUACUGGGAGGAGGGCAAGGCCCAGCUGAAGUUCCACUAAAAAUGCCCUAGGAGAAUAGGCACCGGCUGGCUUGCCAAAGGGUUUGGGUUUUAUUGCUUUCUGUUUUUUUCUUUUCCCGACAGCACAAAGAAGUAAGGGCAGUUAUUGGACAGGUGUUAUUUAAACAUUCUAUUGUAGGUGAAUGUGUUGUUUGGUUCUACUGCAUUGUGGAGCAUGCGGGGAAAGAGAACUGACCCAGGUGAUGAAAUGGAGUCCUUCCCUGGAACUAACCAGUCCUUGAUGUUAUAUGACUAAGUAAAGAUGAUAAACCCCAUCUGCUGGGGGUGUCACUUCACACUCGGCAUGCAUUGUGAAAGCUUUCCAUACCCUUGGCCAUUCUCUCUCCCCUCUUUAUCCAACCCCAUUUAUGCAGGAAGGGACUGCUAACAAGAAAGCUUCCAUCUCAAACCUUUUCUCUGCCUGGGAAAUUAUUUUAUGUUUGUUUUUGAAAUAAAGGAUUUAGUUUAAGAUUCUAAAUUUUAGAGAAACAAACGUAGGCCUUGUUUACUCAUAGCCAGACAUCAGAACUGCGGGUAGGUAUGUUAAUGAGAUGACUUAUUUCUGGCAGCUCCUGGAAUCCUGAUAUUGUAAAUGAGUGGGACACACUUGCAUAUUGUGACUGUUCUACUGAGGCCUUUCUCUGUUUAAUGCACAUUAUACUUGUGCUUUUCACUGUGGAAUCUAUUUCUAACCUAAAGGUGCUGCCCUAGUACUUUUCUUUGCUGCCCCUGCUGCUCUUUUUCCUUUCCAAACAGCAACUCCGAGGCCAUGAGCAGCCAAAAACUAGAGGUGCUGCCCCACCUUGUCUCAUAAAGGGAAACGGGCUCAUCCCUUGGAUUCUGGAGGAGGGAGAGGGAGACGGUUUGGAGGCCUCUAGGAAAGAGAUAAGAUAUGAGCUUUGAUGACAAUCUGUAGGCUCUCCUGCUUUAGAAUGAGCGUGUACCGUUCUUUAUCCAUUCCCCUUGUUCCUACGUCAAUUGUUUUUACUGUCUUGGGUGUGAGACUGAGUGAGACACACACAAAAUGUGUUGACACUGUGAUGCCGGCAGGCAGAACAGCUACUGACUUUGAACGUGGGCAGAGAGGCCCCUGGAUCUCAUCCAGCCCACUCAGUUUCCCCUUCCAGUGCAGUGACACUCCGGUGCCCGUUGGCAGAUGGCGACUUCCCUGCACCCAUAACUGAUGCUUUGUGAAUUCUUCCUCCUUUUCAGAACUACUCUGUGCUAAUUGUUCCUGACUGCCAGUAUGGGCGCGUCAGCUCCAUCCUAACAAACAAGAUGUUUAGGUAAAACUGUGUAGGCACCUUCUGCUUCUCUGCUUCAUUGUUCCUGUGAUAGUCGUGUUAUUACAGCAUGUACCCAAAACAGCCUCACAUUGUUACAGGAGGCAGGCUAGGGCUUCAGGUCACCAUCUUUAUGUGGCUUGAGUCAAGCCACAUUACUGUACCUCAUGGCCUCUUGAUGUGGAAAGAACUUGACAAAAGGUUGCAGGGUUUAAAAACAUACAUUAACAUGAAAGCUAAUAAACCUGUCAGAGAACAA